Molecule: messenger RNA, 1922 nt
Organism: Miniopterus natalensis
Lineage: Eukaryota; Metazoa; Chordata; Mammalia; Chiroptera; Miniopteridae
Source: RefSeq, a predicted model, not a curated record
AUGCCUGAGCUUCCUUUCUGUCCCAUCCUGCCAGAGCCCGUGUCCCAGCUGCAAGCUAACUUCACCCUGCUGGACAGGUCGUCAGGCCCGAGGGUAGAGAUAUCCUGCCAGGCAUCCUCGGGCAGCCCACCCAUCACCUACACACUGGUCGGAAAGGACGGGCGUAUCUACAUGCAGCAGACACCACACCAUGGGCAGCCCGCCAACUUUUCCUUCCCACUGACCCAGACGUUAGACUGGUUCCAGUGCAAGGCGGAGAAUGCCAUCAGCGCCCAGAGCAGCCCCCUUACACUGGUGCCCCCAGGACAGCUGCCCAAGGAAGCCACCAUCGUGCUGGCUGCCAGCCUCACCUCCAUCGCGGCCAUCACCUCCGGGAUGCUGAGCUGGACCGCAUGGAGGAGGGGGACAGCGGCAGCGGGCGAGGCCAGGGUCCCCCACUGUGCAUGGCCCGUGGGGUUUGCCCGUGGCCACUCAGCCCCUCCCCGCCUCUGCCCCCAGGUCUUCGCCAUAAUAGUGUUCUCCUGCAUCUUGGGCGAGGGCUACAGCAACACCCACGACUCCAGUCAGAGGUACUGCGUGUUCAACCGCAACGAGGACGCCUGCCGCUACGGCAGUGCCAUCGGGGUGCUGGCCUUCCUGGCCUGCGCCUUCUUCCUCGUGGUCGACGUCUACUUCCCCCAGAUCAGCAACGCCGUUGACCGCAAGUACCUGGUCAUCAGCGACCUGCUCUUCUCAGGUCUCUGGACCUUCCUGUGGUUCGUGGGCUUCUGCUUCCUCACCAACCAGUGGGCAGCCACCCAGCCGGGAGAUGUGCUGGUGGGAGCAGACUCGGCCCGAGCAGCCAUCACCUUCAGCUUCUUUUCCAUCUUCUCCUGGAGCCUGCUGGCCUCCCUGGCCUACCAGCGCUACAAGGCCGGGGUAGACGACUUCCUCCAGAACUACGUGGACCCCACUCCAGACCCCAGCACGGCCUAUGCCUCCUACCCAGGCCCCGCUGUGGACAACUACCAGCAGCCGCCUUUCACCCAGAAUGCCGAGACCACUGAGGGCUACCAGCCACCCCCCGUGUACUGAGCCGCAGCAGGGAUGGUAAAGGGCGCAGGGAGGGUGCCCGGGGGGCCACCCCUCAGUCCUGAACUCCUCCCACAAGGCGUGCCUCCUGGAGCUGCUGGCCCCUCUGGUCCUGCAGGACCUGUCCUGAGCCCACACACAGGCUGGAGAACCCCUGCCUCCCGUGCCCAGAGUGCCCAUGCCCAUGGGCUGCACCCACCCCUUCUCAAGGGCAUUUUUUAGAAAAUGGUUUUUAGCUAGACUUUUUUCAUUGCUUUUCAUGAUCCCCAGCCUGUAGCUCUAAGUGCCUGACAGCUAUCUGACAAGUGCCUUAGUUUGUCCCAAGCCCAUAAGGAGCCAGGCCCCGGUGACCAGUGAUUUGGGGUUCUCUGCCAAAGACGAGGUUGGGGGGCAUCCCACUUGCUGUUGCUGGUGCGGGGCUGGGUCUCCCUUCCUCCUCACUCAGGUCUCUUCCCGCCCCUUGGCUCCUUUGUGCCCCCUCCCCCACCUGCCCUAGAGGGCAGGGUCUGCUCGCUCUUGGAUCAAGGUCACUACUCUGUGCCAGUGCCUCUGGGCCUUCUUCCUGCCAGCCAUGGGGCAGGGCUGGUGCCCACCCCAGGGGCCACUGGGCAACACUUUCUGCCCCGUGCUCCUGCCAUCCCCCCGCUCCACCCCACAGUUGGGAGGGGCUUUGCCUGACAACACCCAGCUUUAUGUAAAUAUUCUGCCACUCUUAGGUAGGUGGGGUGGGGUGUACCCACAGCCCCCAGGCUGUUCUGAAUGUAUUAAAAAGCUUUGGGGGAAGACAUCCAGCCCCCUCAGAUUCUGUUAGACUGGUUUUGAGAUGGAAUAAAUGUUUUUCUCAUUCAUAA